Molecule: messenger RNA, 2573 nt
Organism: Bursaphelenchus xylophilus (pine wood nematode)
Lineage: Eukaryota; Metazoa; Nematoda; Chromadorea; Rhabditida; Aphelenchoididae
Source: the annotation of a GenBank genome assembly
AUGACUGACGUUAAUAGAACUUGGCAAACCCUGGAAGGGGGUCUGGAGCAAAUCUAUGACCACACGUCCAAAGUUCUUGUACAACGUUAUAUGGGUCUUUAUACGUGAGUUCACUUUUAUUUUUUAAUGAUGUUUAGGUUAGGAGACCGUUGACGAGUUAAAAUAGGAUUUUGAAUUAUUUCAGAGAAGUAUUUAACUUUUGCACACGCCACUCUUACGAUGAGAACGAAGUCUCUAACAGAUCUCAAGUUUCCCGAGAACAGAAGGGAGCCGACUUUAUUGGAGCCGAACUCUACGAGAAACUCCGGGUGUUUGUGACUGCUCAUGUGAAAGAACAACUCAAGGUGUUGGAUGGUCUGCAUGGGGAGGAUCUGCUCACCAAAUACACCGAGUUGUGGACUCGUUUCCAAUUCUCAUCCACAGUCGUCAAUGGAAUCUUUUCAUAUUUGAAUCGACAUUGGAUCAAACGGGAGAUGGACGAGGGCAAGAACUCGGUCGUCGAAGUGUAUAAUGUAAGUAUAAUCUAUCUUGAUACCUUUUGUCAUGUAGAUGUGGUAGAAUUUUCUGAUUUUAGCUAACCGUGCUGAUGUGGCAGCAGCAUUUAUUCGAACCUCUCAAACGAAAUCUAACCCCAGCCUUGAUCAAUCUCAUCAAACAAGAAAGAGAUGGAGAGAAGAUCACAACUCAGCUGGUUAGCGGUGUUAUCAGCUCAUACCUCGAACUCGGAGUCAACGAACCCCAGGAUUUUGCGGUCAACAAUUUGAACGUCAACCAGAAGAACAAGGAAUACAAGUUGGGAGUCUACAGAAGAGAGUUCGAAGCGCCUUUCAUCGAGCACACCAGGGCGUAUUAUUCGGCGGAGUCAGCUGAAUUCGUCCAAAAUAAUUCGAUCACCGAAUACCUAAAGAAAGUGGAGACCAGAUUGAAUGAAGAGAAGGAUCGGUGUGUUCUCUACCUCCAUGAAUUAAGUUUGGAGCCCCUUCUGAAGACAUGUCAUCUAGUUCUUAUCAAGAAUCAUCUGCCCGCCUUCAAUGUGGAAUUUGAACAGUUGCUAAACAACGACAAGGAUGAUGAUAUGGCCAGAAUGUUCGCCCUCUGCGAGCAUGUGGAAUGUGCUUUGGACGAUCUCAGAAAACUCUUGGAGAAGCAUGUUGAGCGGGUCGGAAGGGAAACGAUCGCACAGUGCGCCAGCACCGCCAUCCAAGACCCCAAGGCAUAUGUGAAUGUGAUCCUGGGAGUGCAUAAAAAGUAUGACGAUCUGGUCACAAAGAGCUUCAGAAGUGAUACUGGCUUCGUUCAGUCCAUGGACAAGGCCUUUACGUCCUUCAUCAACAAGAAUAAGAUCACUGAGUUAGCGAAAACUCCCGCAAAAUCCCCGGAGUUGCUCGCCAAAUGCUGUGAUAUGUUGUUGAGGAAGAGCGCUAAGAACCCGGAAGAUAGAGAACUUGAGGAAUUCUUGACUCAGGUGGUAAGUAGUACAUCUGGGUUGGUUUUUUUACGGAGUCAAGGUUAAUGUUGGUGUUCUUUCAGAUGGUCGUGUUCAAAUAUAUUGAUGACAAGGAUGUAUUCCAGAAGUUUUACUCUAAAUUCCUGGCCAAGCGUUUAGUGAAUGAGAUGUCUUCAUCCGAAGAAGCGGAGUCCAGCAUGAUCACUAAACUCAAGCAGAUGUGUGGGUUCGAGUACACCUCCAAACUCCAGAGAAUGUUUACGGACGCCACUCUUUCGAAGGAAAUCUCGGAUGAAUUCAAGAAACAUAUUCAGGAUUCUGGGACCAAGACUGUAGACAUGGGAAUUAUGAUUUUGGCAUCAGGGGUGUGGCCCUUCAGCAAACCCGCCAUCUUUGACCUCCCUCCAUCGCUAAAUGAUUCCAUCGAUAAACUGACCAAGUUCUACACGUUGCGCCACAAUGGACGCCGACUGACCUUCCUCCUCCAGAUGUGCCGAGGAGAGGUGAUGAGCUACUCCCUUCCCAAACGAUACUCAUUCAUCACCUCCGCCGCGCAGAUCUCCAUUUUGAUGCAAUUUAACAACAAGUUGUCCUUCACCAUCCAUGAGCUGGCCGAGAACCUCAAAAUGCAGAAGGAUAUCCUGGUCCCUUCUGUCCAAUCUUGUGUUAAAGGGGAACUUUUCAAAGUGAAUGGCGAUAUUGAACAAGAUACAACUACGGUGACUCUAAAUGAACAAUUCAGUAACAGAAAAAUGAAGGUGGAUCUUUCUAAGACGGUUAUGAAAGCGGAUACCAAAAAAGAAAGCGAUGAAGUACAACAAUCGGUGGAGGAGGACAGGAAAAUGGUGGUUCAGGUACGUGAAUGUUUACGCUUAUAUUAUCUUUGACAUUGAUAUAAAAAUCGUUCGAAAAUUUUAUCAUAAAUUUUUAGGCCUGUAUUGUCCGCAUCAUGAAGACCCGAAAGGCCUUGAAACACAACCUCCUAAUCAGUGAAGUCCUCGGUCAACUCUCUUCCCGUUUCACCCCCAAAAUCCCGAUGAUCAAGAAGUGCAUUGACAUGCUAAUCGAAAAAGAAUAUUUGAAACGCGCGGAUGCCGAGAUGGACACCUACGAGUACCUGGCUUGA